Molecule: messenger RNA, 825 nt
Organism: Letharia lupina
Lineage: Eukaryota; Fungi; Ascomycota; Lecanoromycetes; Lecanorales; Parmeliaceae
Exons: 2
Coding region: 1-825 (274 amino acids)
Source: RefSeq, a predicted model, not a curated record
AUGCUUCCACCACUUGACACGCGCAAAAUAAACGCCCUCUUACGUGACGGUGAUGAGGGUGAGGAGCUUGAGUGCGAUCCUGAUGAUCACAUAGGCAUGCUCAAAGGGAUGAUCGCGGAGGAUAGGAAUUGGUCAGAGGGCGUGUUGAUGUUACUGGAACUAUGGCCAAGAACCAACCCACGAUUCUAUCGCAAGAAGCCUAUGAGCACAAGCCAUCCUUUAUACCGCUCGGGAGGACCCAACAAUUGGUGGAUUGAACUCAACAACGUGUAUUUCGGUCCCCUCCGCCUCAAACCGAGCUCUGGCGGCGUCAUCAACAUCUACACUUUCGGGGAGUACGCCAAGUCUUUCCAAAUAAUGGGUUGUCGUCAAAAUUGGGUUGCCAUGAUCUCGUGGAUCUGGGAGUACGCCAACAAUCUUGAUGCUGUGAAGCGGAAGAGCGAAGGUUCGGCGCUCCAGGCUCUGGUGUAUUAUGCCUUUAUUAAUGCAUUUGCAGCAUCCAAUUUCUCCACCAGAGCAAAUGAUCAACGUCGGCGCGUCGAGAAGCCUUUACUCCAUCAAGUUCUACACCCAGCAAAAUUCAAGGCGCAACAUGGAAGGUUGACGAAGGCGAAGGCGAAAGAACUAGCUGCGGCUCCAAAGAACCCAGACUCUGAGAUGCACGACGUUGAUGCCAGCUCCACUGCCUCAGAUAUGGCGAUUUCAUGUGGGAAUACGAGUCUGGCAAUACAAACAAUGGGCAUGAGGGAUGAUCAUAGGACUCCUGAUGCUACGGCUGUGGACAUUGAUUUCGAGGCCUUGGACGUGGUUGAUCACGACUCGUGA